This is a messenger RNA of Anopheles funestus (African malaria mosquito), 3515 nucleotides long. It is a transcript of the gene EMC1, whose product is annotated as ER membrane protein complex subunit 1. The transcript has 6 exons. Gene Ontology annotation, molecular function: protein binding. Bases 238 to 3021 code for a protein of 927 amino acids. Gene Ontology annotation, cellular component: EMC complex. NCBI's taxonomy places the organism in Eukaryota, Metazoa, Arthropoda, Insecta, Diptera, Culicidae. Gene Ontology annotation, biological process: protein folding in endoplasmic reticulum. The record is from RefSeq and is a predicted model, not a curated record.
CUCUAGUAGCUUGAGGGUUAUUUCAACAUGAUUUGACUGGCUGGCAGCCCUGCUGUCAAAUUAAUGUCAGCGAAGGAAAAGUCCAAAUCAGCCGACAGGUGAAAAAAUAACUAAUCAGCCGCGUUUGUCGUGUAGUAGCGGAAAGCAGAUAAAAAACCACAUAGUUUUGACUAAAAAUCAAUCCUUUGGUAAGAUUUGGCAGCAGGUGUUGGUAGUAUAGACGGGUGCGCUUACAAAAUGAGGUAUAGCGCUGGCGAUGUCUGGCGCCGUGGGUUAGCUCUACUACUAGUUCUAUUAUCGACCUGCAGUGGAUUAUACGAAGACCAGAUAGGAAAAUUUGACUGGCGACAACAGUACGUUGGAAAGAUAGUGGAUGGUGCCUUCGAUACAUCAUCCGUCGAUCGGAUAAUUGUCGCGACCGAAAGCAACGUGCUUGCAGCAAUUAGCGCCAAAACUGGUGAUAUCCUCUGGCGCCAAGUGCUAGAAAAUGGUCCCCGUGGCACGGUAAAGCUUUUGCACGUUACAAGCCCUUCAUCGACUGGGGCGAGAAUAAAUCGAGGCAAUAGCGGGUACGAUGUGAUUACCGUCACUGGCAGUAAUCCGGCAUUGGUUCGCGGAUGGAAUUCCAACCUAGGUACGCUCGAAUGGGAAUGGUCCCUGUUACCGUCGGUCGCCGAGGAAUCUGCAAUGGCCGCGGUUUGGUUUGAGCAUGAUGGGCUACUCUACCACGUCGUGCCCGUUUGGGGAUCGCACCUGGAAGUGACACCAUAUCAGGCUGUAUCCGGCCAACAGGCACGGUCAACGACGAGUCGCAUUGCCGCUGGUUGGAUUGCAAAGGAUCGCUGUACCCUGGCCGGCAGCUUUUUUGCCUGCGGCAUCAAGGAACAGUUGCUCGGGCUCGAUCUAGCGGCAGAUGCUAGCAGCACGGUUGUUUCGAAACCACUCGGCUCGGAAGCUAUUGGUUGUCCCAGGGCGGUACGUGGAGAAGCGGCUGUCAUCCAAAAUGGCCGCUACUAUUCGUUGCGUUCCGAUAAAAAACUUGCCUUUGGAUCGCGUGAUGCUGCAAUGGUAGAUCACAUGGUGCAGGAGGGUGAACCGAUUCUUCUCCAAGGUAUGAUUGAUCGGACGAUCAACAAGCUAACGCUCAAUGCACACCGGUUGCGCGAUUUUGUGCGUUUCGAACCGGUCGAAUUCAGUACGGAGUUCAGUGAAACGUUAGGCGAUCCGGAACUGAUUGCCAUUCGUUGCAAACAAUCGUCCGGUGGUGGUUCAUCGAGAGUCGCAGCUGGGCUUGUGUGUCGGGUACUUUUAUCCACCGAGGAUGGAGCAAUCGUGCUGGUGCAGCAGGGAAAAAUAAAAUGGGUACGCGAAGAAGCACUAGCCGAGGUGGAGACGGCCGAUUUCCUCGAUCUCACGCUUUCCGAUGCUGAGGGCGCAAUUGAGGAGGAGCUUAACAACAAAAAUGCAGAAGAAAAUGGGCCGGAAUGGGAUGUCUUCGGAGCCUUCCAGCGCCGCAUCACAGCACAGUUGUCACACGUGAAAAAUUUGAUCCUACAUGUUCUUGGCAUUGGACCGGCUCCAUCGAAAGCCCAACGGGCUGGCCUGGUGAGGGAUGAUUUCGGACUGCACAAGAUGCUCAUAGUGGUCACGUCCAGCGGAAAGAUAUUUGGCAUCGACAAUGUGUCGGGCAAACAUCACUGGGUGCGCUAUCUGUCGACCUUCACCGGUUUCGGCAACGGGCAGCCAAUGAAACUGUUAGUGCAGCGCACCUCUCGCUUCUAUCCACUACCGGCCCAGUGCGUCAUUCUAGGGCGUGAGAAGAGUGAUUCAAAAAGGGCGCUACUUUACGUGUUCAACCCCAUCACCGGUCAACCGGUUGCCGGUGGUGGUUUAAUCACAUUGCCUUACCGCGUACAGCAGGUUGCGCUGUUACAUCAAACGGGUCCGGAUUUCCUUAAAGGCUUGCUGCUGCUUGACUACGAUAACAAUGCGCACGUGGUUCCGGAAUCGUUGGCAGUACAUGCGAACAAUUUCUAUCUCUUCACCACCGACCAGCGAAUGGCGCAGAUGCGUGGCUUUCUGGUGCAGUACCGUGCCGGCAAGCUUGAAACCCUUCCCACGUGGCAGAUCGAUUUGAGUGGAGCGAGCAAAAGCCAACAAAUUAUUGCGUGCGAAGGUAAGAGCCCUAUCGAGCACGUGCACUCGCAGGGACGUGUCAUGGCGGACCGAUCGGUACUGUACAAGUACAUCAAUCCGAAUCUCGUUGCCGUCGCAACUAAUGGGCCGGAUAAUAUUCAUAAAUACAUUCUGAACGUGCAUUUGGUGGACGUUGUAUCUGGCUCUAUUGUGUUUUCAAUGUCGCAUAAACGCAUUCGUCCACCGCUGCACAUGGUGCACUCGGAGAACUGGUUAGUUUAUUCGUACUACAAUGAUAAAGCACGCCGCACAGAGAUAACCUCGAUCGAGCUGUACGAGGGCAAGACACAAACAAACAGCACCGUAUGGAGCUCACUGGAUGCACCGCCACUACCGAUGGUGGAACGCCAAUCUUACAUACUGCCGAUGGCGGUGGCCGCACUGAAGGAAACCAUCACCGAGAAAGGCAUCACAAGCAAACACAUUUUGAUCGGGCUUACGACAGGCGCGGUCGCUGAAAUGUCCUGGGCAUUGCUUGAUCCCCGGCGACCUGUCACCUCGCCCGAAAAGGCACGCGAAGAGGGCAUUGUACCGUACAUGCCGGAACUUCCGCUACCGCAUGAAAUUCUUAUCAACUACAACCAGACGGUGGCACACAUUCGCGGCAUGCAUACGGCUCCAUCCGGGCUGGAGAGCACCUGUCUGGUACUGGUGCACGGGCUCGAUCUGUUCGUGACUCGCGUAUCUCCAUCGAAAACAUUCGAUCUGCUAAAGGAGGACUUUGAUUACUUCCUCAUCACGGUUGUGCUAGUUGUGCUAACCACUACAUCCUUUGUGGUGAAACAGCUCUCCUCGAAAAAGCUCAUCAAGCAAGCGUGGAAGUGAUCACCGUAUGUAAGGAACAAUAACAAAACCGUACACUUUAAGCGGUCGAAGCAAGCGAGCGAUUCCUGUGUAUGGAAAAUGGUGUGUGGCGUGUAACACCAUUCGUAUUGUACAACCAAAAAGACAUUUAAAUGCAUUUUCACUUCAAACCUAUUUGCUACGCGCGAUCGAGUUUUGUUUGUAACCGGACACACCUUAUUCUUAUUGCGUUCGCUGUUCUAGUAGUUUCUGUCUAAUUGAAAUAGGUAUGUAAAACAUGCGCCCAUUGGUAUCGUGGCGUGCGGAAAAGAAAUCCAUUUGCUCUGGUAUAUUCGUUCACCCCACAAUGCGAAUUGGCAGCUAUUUUAAUUUUCCUUUAACUUGGUGGCAACUUCGGUAGCUGGGCGUAUAUUACAAUUAUUUUAUUUUAAGUUUCAUUCGUAGUUUAAUUUUCUAGACCAAAUAAAAACUAAAAAACGGUGGUGGAUCUUCCGCCAAAACAGUGUGACAGUGAA